AACCAAAGAGCAAGAAGGAAAGACAUGGGGAACUGUAUGAGGCACGAGGAAUCGUCGUCGUCGGUGAAUUGGGGAGGCGAGGAUUGGGGGUCUCUGGCAAAUGAUGAUCGAGAUCACAAGCAUAUGAGGAAGACAAAGGUGGUAGUAGAAGAAGAGGGGCUUCUUGGAGGUGAAGAUGGUGGUGAAUUUGGUUCUUAUGAUUCUUCGAAGACAAAAAUUCCGCUACCAGGAGCUUCGGAAGUGAAGAUAAAGAUGACGAAGAAGCAGCUUGAGGAGUUGAUGGGUAGGAUGGAGCUGAAGGAAAUGACUGUGCAGCAGGUUUUGGCGCAGUUGAUCAUUAGCGUUAGUAGUAGUGCUGAUCCAUACGAGACUGAUCAUCAGCGGCCGUGGAGGCCUGUCCUUCAGAGCAUUCCUGAGGUCAAUUGAUUAUGAUAUCAUCGAUCAGUAAUCGGCCAUGAUCAUUUUACCUCUAGCUUUGUAUAAUUAUGUUGUCAAUAUUGUAAAAAAGUUGCUCAGUUCUGUAAAUUCUUUAGAUGUUAACUCGUAGAUGUAAACUAAUCACACAAUUUUGUUUUC
Molecule: messenger RNA, 576 nt
Organism: Argentina anserina (silverweed cinquefoil)
Lineage: Eukaryota; Viridiplantae; Streptophyta; Magnoliopsida; Rosales; Rosaceae
Exons: 1
Coding region: 25-426 (133 amino acids)
Source: RefSeq, a predicted model, not a curated record